Molecule: messenger RNA, 381 nt
Organism: Penicillium bovifimosum
Lineage: Eukaryota; Fungi; Ascomycota; Eurotiomycetes; Eurotiales; Aspergillaceae
Product: RNA methylation protein TRM112
Exons: 3
Coding region: 1-381 (126 amino acids)
Biological process (GO): rRNA (guanine-N7)-methylation; peptidyl-glutamine methylation; tRNA methylation
Molecular function (GO): protein heterodimerization activity
Source: RefSeq, a predicted model, not a curated record
AUGAAAGUCCUCACCGCCAACUUCGUGACAUGCGCCGUAAAGGACUGCAAGACCUCCCCCGCCUCAUUCCCCCUACACUUCCACGACGCCGAACUAGAGCAAGAAGAACUAGAGUUCCAGCCCGAAUUCAUCCGCAACAUCCUCCCCCGCAUCGACUGGCCUGCCCUAUGCACCACCGCCAACGAGCUUGGAUUCCCUACUCUCCCGGAAUCGAAACCGGAGGGUGAUAAGCUGGAGGACGAGCAGACGUUGAAGGACUUGCAUAGGCUACUACUGGAGACGCAUGUGACGGAGGGCAAGUUGGCUUGUGCGAACUGUGGGCAUCAGUACUCUAUUAAGGAGGGGAUUGCGAAUUUCCUUCUUCCUAGUCAUCUUGUUUGA